Oikopleura dioica is the source of this 234-nucleotide messenger RNA. The record is from the annotation of a GenBank genome assembly. NCBI's taxonomy places the organism in Eukaryota, Metazoa, Chordata, Appendicularia, Copelata, Oikopleuridae.
AUGAAAUUUUUCAUGGCUAUCUUUGCUUUUCAGUUGACUUCUGAAGCGUGUGCUUCUUCAACUAGAGCUCAGCAGCUCCUUGAUUCUCUUACUCCAAUGGAAAUGAGUCAGCUUCAAGAUGACAUGCAAAACUUCAACGACGACGCUUUCCUGAGCGACUUGAAAAUGAUGCUCUCCGAUCCGUUGGUCGAGAACAUGCGAAUUCUCAAAAAGCGCGGAAUGCGACUGCUCUAA